AUGGACUACUACCAACAGAACUGGGAUCAUAAACUGGAUAAUUCCACGUAUGAAGGUUUGUGUAUGGCCAUCCCAAAAAUUAUAAAGGCAACUAUAACGGGAGAGCUACCCCAACAAGCCCUCCCGAAGGAUGUUUCCACCGUGGACGUGCUGUCGCAUAUCACCGUGGCGAUGGGGAAGGUCUUUAUCGCGUUCGUUUUGACGAUGGUAACCCAGAUUCAGAUGAACAUUUCAUGUUCAGAAGCCACCAUUCCCAUUCGUCCUAGAAUUGAUGUCUUUCGCCUGAAGAACGUGACCGUAGAUAUCGGAAAGAAAGUCCUCAAGUUCAUUUGCGAAGUAUAUCAUACAAAUUUUACUUUGGAGCCAGGAGAACGCAAUUGUAAGGUGUUGAACGAGGCAGAUGAAAUAUAUGGGUCAUGGACAUACGUCGGCUGGGUGUUCGGGGUGCUUGUGACGCUAGCUAUACUAACAUGUAUGUGGUUCUACCAUAAAAAGAAAUGGAACCCUUGUAGAAAUCUACGAAUGAUUUCGAUUUCCAUUGUCAAUAAAAAGGGGGAACGGAAUAAUUCCUUGGUGCUCAAUAACUACUACAACCUUCCAGAGUAUACGAACAACGCCGUCACUGAAUUGGAACGACUGGAUAACAACAUACAGAAAGGUGAACUCAAAACUCCAACCGGAAAAUUCGUCAUCGCCAUGAGGCCCCUCAAAGAAAACGCGAAUUCCAAAACCCAAAGCGAUUUCUACCAACAAAUGCAGGUGAAUUCCGCCUUGAAACAUCCCUACGUUAUUUCACUGCUGGGGGUCGUGGUGGAGCAGCCGUUGUCUAUGUUGUUCGAAUUUACGUCACAGGGCAACCUUCACGAAUUCCUCAUCGCGAAUUCACCCAGCAAGGGUAAAAGUUUGACGCUGAACCAAUUUCUGGACCUAGGAAGCCAAAUCAGUCAAGGCAUGCAGUACUUAUGUGACAACCAUUACAUAUACACGGAUCUAGCUGCUAGGAAUUGUUGGGUUUUCGGCGAUUUGGUGGUAAAGAUUGGCACUUUCGAGCUCGAGAGGGACCAGUAUCGUGGCGAUUAUUACGAUUCCGGAGUAUCGCUUCUUCCGGUGCGCUGGUUGCCGUCCGAGUGCAUCACCUCCGGCAAGUUCACCUGCGAGACCAACGUGUGGUCGUUCGGCGUCACCCUCUGGGAGAUCUUCAGCUACGGCAAGCAGCCCCAUCAUGGGUAUGACGACCAGGAGGCCAUCGCCAGGAUCCACUCGCACAAGCUGCUGCCGUGUCCAGACACUUCCCCCGACUAUUGUUACGGUCUCAUGGUUGAGUGCUGGGCGGGACAGCCCAAGCGACGCCCCGAUUUCGCCGAGAUCUGCCAGCGUCUGCAAAUGUGGAAGCAGAGCAAAACGUCCUAAGUCGAGAUCGAAACGUCACGUCCAAGACCAUUUCGAUUAAUAUAUCGAAUUUCCAUUACGUAGUUUUAUUGUAGGGGUUAAUCUAAAUCGAAUUUUUGUACAGCGCAACAUGUGUUCAUUCUUCGUUACCGUAACAUGUUCAUGUGUAUGUGUGUGUGUAUUUAUAAAAUGGUUGUGCCAUACUUAUAAUAAUAGUUAUUUACAUUCCAAGCGCCGAAAGUAUCGAGUAGCAUAACGAGCGAGUAGUGCUACUCGGCUUUGGCGUGAGUAAUUUACAUAAUUUUUUGUACCGUUUUCCUACAAUUAAAUUUUUUAAAAAUAAUAA
This is a messenger RNA of Zophobas morio, 1735 nucleotides long. Its product is annotated as tyrosine-protein kinase transmembrane receptor Ror-like. Lineage: Eukaryota; Metazoa; Arthropoda; Insecta; Coleoptera; Tenebrionidae. Gene Ontology annotation, cellular component: signaling receptor complex; plasma membrane. Gene Ontology annotation, biological process: positive regulation of neuron projection development; cell surface receptor protein tyrosine kinase signaling pathway; positive regulation of phosphatidylinositol 3-kinase/protein kinase B signal transduction. Gene Ontology annotation, molecular function: ATP binding; Wnt-protein binding; transmembrane receptor protein tyrosine kinase activity. The transcript has 6 exons. Bases 1 to 1410 code for a protein of 469 amino acids. The record is from RefSeq and is a predicted model, not a curated record.